Molecule: messenger RNA, 1900 nt
Organism: Triplophysa rosa
Lineage: Eukaryota; Metazoa; Chordata; Actinopteri; Cypriniformes; Nemacheilidae
Gene: phyh
Product: phytanoyl-CoA 2-hydroxylase
Exons: 9
Coding region: 261-1265 (334 amino acids)
Biological process (GO): fatty acid alpha-oxidation
Molecular function (GO): phytanoyl-CoA dioxygenase activity
Source: RefSeq, a predicted model, not a curated record
UCGGUGACCGCGCCCCUCACAACACAGUAAACAAAAUAUAUCAUUUUAAAAUACGCUUAUUUAUUAAAACAUAAGCUGUUCGUGUGAAUGUCUUUGAAUUUGAAUCGUAAAUGUCCGCUCUCUUUUUAAAAAUACGUAGGGCAAGUUGCAAUGCACUUUAACCCAGUUAACGUUACACAAGCAAACACACGGCCAGUCAAACGCUGCUGUUCACCUAUAGAUCAGAGUUCACCAUCAAGGAUAUUUCACCGCACUGGAAGAUGAUGUCUCGGGCCGCAGACAGACUGAAGGUGGUUUUAAAUCAUCUGGAUGGCUCACACGGCAAUGUUCGUGCGUCCUUUACCUCUGCGCAAAGUGUUUCCCAUCAUCAUCCUCAAAGCUUUCGAUACACACUAGACACAGACAUCCUGACUCCGGAACAAAGGCUCUCUUAUGAAGAGAAUGGAUUCAUCCUCAUUCGAAACCUUGUGUCUGCUGAAGACAUCGAGAAAUUCAGGAAAGCCUUUGAACAGAUUUGUAAGAGAGAGGUGAAGGUCCCUGGCUUAGUGGUAAUGAAAGACGUAUCAAUCGCUAAGUCUGAGUUUGUCGAGGGUGAAAAGGCUGUCACCAAACUUCAGGACUUCCAAGAAGUUCCAGGACUGUUUCGGUACUGCACGUUACCCCAGAUCCUGAAGUAUGUGGAGUGUUUUACUGGACCUAACAUCAUGGCCAUGCACACAAUGCUUAUCAACAAGCCACCGGAUACAGGUAAGAGAACUUCUCGCCAUCCCAUGCAUCAGGAUUUACACUAUUUCGCCUUCCGACCCGCUGACCACAUUGUGUGCGCAUGGACGGCCAUGGAGAAAGUGCACCGUCAAAACGGCUGUCUGGUUGUCCUACCGGGAUCUCACAAAGGCUCCCUACAGGAGCACGACUACCCCGAAUGGGAGGGUGGGAUAAACAAGAUGUACCAUGGGGUCCGUAACUACGACCCAAACCAUUCCAGAGUACACCUGGAGAUGGAGAAAGGAGAUACAGUGUUUUUCCAUCCUCUGCUGAUCCACGGCUCUGGAAUGAACCAGACAGAGGGCUUCCGGAAGGCCAUCUCCUGCCACUACGCCAGCGCUGACUGUUAUUACAUUGACGUGAAAGGAACCACUCAGGAGAACAUCAGCGAUGAAGUUAAGGAUCUUGCGUUUAGGAAGUACGGAGUUGAUUCGCUCAGCUUCCAGGACACCUGGGCUCUGCGUGGACGUCUGGUCCGUGGAGAGAGAACAUCACUGUGAUUUGCUUGAGCCGUCACCAUUUGACCGUCUUUCUGAGAUCUGGAAUAAUUAACAGCACAUCGCACAAUUUCUUUAGAAAUCUUCUGUGGUCUUGCGCAAAGUAGAAAGUCUUACCAUCAGGUGGCGCUAUACUAAAUAACCGCAGCUGUCUGUGCCUGGGAGGGUUAGUCCUAAUUUGUAUCUAGCAAUAAGAAUAAUGAAUGCAAGGCAUUUUUUAAAUUGGCCUUUUGUUUCCUUAAGCAAUGCUUGAACAUUAGGAAUUCAGUGUGUUUGAUAUGUGAUAUGUUCAGAGACAAGUUCUUACAAGUAAUUUGAAAAGUUAUUGCUGAAGAUGUUAUAGAGCAUUGAUCAGAAGUCGAGUUAAAGAGAUGGAAGGUAUAAUAAAGUAAAGCCUGUUUGCUUAAUCUGCUGAUGGAAGGUGAAGUAAUGAGAAGCAAAUGUUUUCCCAUCAAGUUUGAAAUAGAAAAUGAACGUGUUAUUAGAUCAAGUUUAAACAUCUCAUUAAACUUUAUGACAGAACAGUAAUUAUAUCUUCGCCUAACAUCAGUGUUGCCUUCAGUUACAACCUAAUUUUGAAAAUGAUAGAUAUAAUAAAAUAUACUUUUUCAUGUACUAAAAUAAAUACAUUUAAUGAG